AUGCGUGAUACAAACCCCACCAAGGUCGCCAAGUUUAUCGAAGCUCUUAAGAGCUCCGAGCUACUUUUGACUUCCCUGCAUACACCUCUGAACCACCAGAAAGUUCACCAAAACACUGCAAAAGUUGAAUACAAAUUAUGGCGAAAAGAAUAUAUUUCCUUGCACACGGUGGUCUGGUACAAGGUGUUGGAUUCCGGUUCCUACUUUGCGCAGAAGCGGGCCACCGAGUAUGGUCUUACGGGUUGGUGCCGCAACACAGACAGCAAUAAGGUCGAGGGUGAGGCGCAAGGCGAGGAAGACGCGCUGAAGAAGUUUCUCAAGGACGUCGAUGAGGGACCGAGAUCAGCCAAAGUCGUCAAACUUGACCAUGAGGAUAGAGAUCUAGUUGAUGGGGAGCAAGACUUUUUAGUCCGGCGAUAA
Messenger RNA from Colletotrichum truncatum, 420 nucleotides. NCBI's taxonomy places the organism in Eukaryota, Fungi, Ascomycota, Sordariomycetes, Glomerellales, Glomerellaceae. The record is from RefSeq and is a predicted model, not a curated record.